This is a messenger RNA of Yamadazyma jaroonii, 1998 nucleotides long. The record is from the annotation of a GenBank genome assembly. Lineage: Eukaryota; Fungi; Ascomycota; Pichiomycetes; Serinales; Debaryomycetaceae.
AUGUUUAAUAGAUUCUUAGAGAGUAGAGGAAUCAAGAGGAUAUAUAAGGAAGAAACUGCCAUUGAAGAGUAUAGCACACCAGACAAUGAUGAGAUAUUUGACUUCUUAAGUUUGGAGAGAAUAGGUGAUUCAGACCUAUUCUACAACCAAAGACGAGAGAGUUUUAAUAAUGAUUUGGAAUUAGAAGAAGACACUAAUGACGUGGGAUUAGAUAUGUUGGAAUAUGUUGAAGGGUACCGGAGACCGUUUUUGGAUUCUAAAGUGGAGGAGUUGUUGACGAGUUACGAAUAUUUAAGUACUAAACGAGGAGAACCCCUAAAUGAUAUUAGUGAGGGCACAGACGACUAUAUACUUGAAACUAGUGAUAUUAGUAAAUUGAUAAGGAAGGACCCUGCUGAAAAGUUCAAUGAUAGUUUGCAAUUGAAAUAUUUAGGAAAUGAGAUAUUGAGCCAUUUUGAAAACUCCAGGAAAUACAAGAAUAAUCUUUCGACUAUCAUUACCAUUGAUUCAGAUUAUCUUGUUACAGCUAUCAAUUCAGAAAUCUGUAUUUAUGGGUUUGGCAUUAAUUUCAUACCACAACCCAAACCAGUUGUGAAAUUCGAUACAAAACCCUUGUUCACGACUACCACCGAUAGGCUCAUUUCAACAUGGCCAUACUUUCCUCAUACUAUAAAUUAUUUGCGUCAAUGCACUUGGCUCGGUAUCCCCAGUUUGGCCCUAUGCAUUGACGAUGGAGGUCUCAUCAUAUACAAUUUAUCAACAAUAAGUCAGGCUAUCGACAGCAGCGAACCUGUAAAGAAAGUCAAAGAAGAUUUUAGAUUGAAGCUUGAGAGCAGCGUUUGGGGAGUUGAUUUCUUCAACUAUGGCACUCACAAUAUCAUAGCAACAGCUGAUAACUCACAAAGUUUGACGUUGUUCUAUUAUCAUGAACAAGAUCAAAGAUUUUAUCAUGUAAAGACUCAUCAAAUAUUACACAAUAUCCCCGAUUGUUCUAUUCUUAGCUAUAACAUUGAAGAUGAAUUCCAUAUAAUAAAGGUUAGCUGUGUUUCAAUCUCAUCCGAGUUGAUAAUAUUUCAAUUCAAAUUCAAGCUAAUCGAAGGACCUUUGAACGAUCAUCCUGAUUUGAAUACCAAUGUUUAUUACAUCGAUCCAUCCAUUCAAUCUUUGGAGUCCGUCAUAGAGCUCGAGAACAAUAGGUUCAAGCGAAUUUACUGGUUUCAGCCGACUGUGAUCAAUAGAUCAUUGUUAACAGAAGAUUGCUGGACAAUAAAUCCUAUAGCUGAAUCACAAUUUAAAAGUGUAAAUUCACUUGGAGAGGUUUUCGGCGAUGAAGCUUAUAACGAGGAUCUCGAAAGAAUUAUGAACGAGUCUUCAAUAUUUGGCAAGAUCAGUAACAAAAAUCUUGGAUUGUGCAAAGACUGGCAAUAUUUCAGAAUCCCCACGGUGUCGUUUGACAAUUUGCAUAGGUUUCAGAAAUUGACCACAAUUGAUGAUGAUUAUCGAAGGUUGAAUAAAAUGUUCAAAAAGUCAACUGAAAUCAAAAACAGAGCCCAGAAUGAGUUGUACUUAGUUGUCACGACCUCCAAAAAGAUAUCGCUUUUUAACAGUUCCUUGUUUUGCAAUUGUUCCUCAGGAAGUAUAUUCAAUUUGGAAAUUCCUUCCAAUGAAGAGUCAAAGUUUUCCAACAGAAUCAGUCUUACUAAGGUAAUACCCGAACUAUCUGCAAUUGUAUGUGUAUCACAACAGGGUCUUGUUUCUGUUUUCAGAUUAUGUGAGUAUAGGGGAAUCAAAGGUAUGAGGCAAGAAUAUAUUUUUCCGAAUGCUAUCGGUUUGAGCUUGGGAUUUAACGGCUUCAGAACGAUAAGUGGGAUUUCGGUAAGAAACAUUUCCGUCAACGACAAUCUUCAGAGGUUCUUAUUGUAUAUUAUCUAUAGCGAUGGUCUAAUUCUUACCUAUCAAUUGAGUGACCAAUUGGUGAACCUUUCGAAUUUGAUAUGA